AUGCCUACCAGCACACGCAACCAGGAGCACGAACACGGCCGGCUGUUUGACUUCCAGGCCACGCUGCCGAAGCUGCCGGUGCCAGACCUCCCCAGCACCGUGCAAAAAUACAUCGAGUCUCUGGAGGCGGUCCUGCCGCGCGACAAGUUCCUGGAGAGCAAGCAGGUGGCCGAGGAGUUUGCAAAGUCGACCCAGGGCCAGGAAUUGCAGCAGCGGCUCGUGGAGCGCGCGGCCGAGCCGGGACGUGCAAACUGGCUCGAGGAGUGGUGGAACGACCUGAGCUACAUGGGCUACCGCGAUCCAGUGAUUCCCUACGUCAGCUACCACUACUCGUACAACGACGACCCAGAGUGCUCGACAGCGAGCCAGCGGGCAGCGCAUGUGGCGGUUGCGGCGCUGGCGUUCCGUGCGCAGCUUGUCGACGGCAGCUUGGCGCCUGAAAUGCAAAAGACCUCGCCGCUAUGCAGCCACAGCUACAAGUACAUGUUCAAUGCCUGCCGGAUCCCGCACAAGCCCUCGGACUUUUGCCGCACCGUCGACUAUGCAGCCAACGAAACCAUCACUGUGAUCCGCAGCAACCAGUUCUUCUCGGUGCCAAUUACGCAGCUGGGCAUGCCCCUGAGCACGGCCGAGUUUGUCGAGAUCUUUGAGCGCAUCAUCGAGCUUGCCGAUAGCCAGACUGCAGUGCCCGUGGGCGUGCUGACUGCGGAUAACCGCGACGCGUGGGCAGAUAACCGCCAGCUCUUGCUUAAUGUGGCUGGGAACGCCCAGGUGCUGGAUGCCAUCGAGUCGUCGGCGUUCGUCAUUGCCCUGGAUAAGGCGCAGCCGGUGACGCGUGAGGAACUGAGCCACGCGGUCUGGCACGGCGACGGACGCAGCCGCUGGUUCGACAAGCCCGUGCAGUUUAUUGUUACCGACAAUGCGCGCGCGGGCAUAUGCGGUGAGCACUCGAUGAUGGACGGCACGCCGACGCUGCGGCUGUCUGACUUUGUCAUUGGCUAUGAGCACGAGUGCCCUCAGCCCGCUCGCACCGACCUGGGCUUCUCUCGGCUGGAAUUCCAGACCCCACCCAAAGUCGUAGCAGCUGUGAAGCGUGCGGGUGAGUUCUUCGACACGGGAAUUGCCAAGCAGCACAUCUCAGUGCUGAACUACAAUGCGUACGGCAAGGAGCUGAUCAAGACCCUGAAGUGCUCGCCGGACGCCUUCGUGCAGAUGGUGAUCCAGCUCGCAUACAGCCGCCUCCACGGCUGUGUGCGGCCCACGUACGAGUCCAGCAUGACGCGCAAGUUCCUGCAUGGCCGCACCGAGACCUGCCGGUCGGUUUCGAAUGAGAGCGCUGCCUGGUGCCGCGCCAUGGCCGCCAAUGCCUCGCGCGCCGAGUGCGUCGAGCUGUUCCGCAAGGCCGCUGCCAAGCACACGCAGCUGACGCGCGAGGCCAUUGAGGGCAGAGGCGUCGACCGCCAUCUGCUGGGCCUGCGCAUGCUGGUGCAGCCGGGCGAGGAGAAGCCCGACAUCUUCGAGGACCCCGCCUACGCCUACUCGUCGCACUGGUACCUGUCGACGUCGCAGAUUUCCAGCGAGGGCUUUGCCAGCUACGGGUGGAGCGAGGUGUCGCCCAAGGGCUACGGCAUUGCGUACAACAUCAAGCGCGACAGCCUGAUGAUGCACAUUGCCUGCAUGCGCAACGAGUUUGGCCUCAACUCUGACCACCUCGCCUACUACCUGGAGCAGGCCGCCAACGAUGUGCGCAAGCUAUUGGCGCAGUAG
Molecule: messenger RNA, 1767 nt
Organism: Linderina pennispora
Lineage: Eukaryota; Fungi; Kickxellomycota; Kickxellomycetes; Kickxellales; Kickxellaceae
Product: carnitine acetyl transferase
Exons: 1
Coding region: 1-1767 (588 amino acids)
Biological process (GO): carnitine metabolic process
Cellular component (GO): peroxisome; mitochondrion
Molecular function (GO): carnitine O-acetyltransferase activity
Source: RefSeq, a predicted model, not a curated record